Messenger RNA from Penicillium bovifimosum, 2676 nucleotides. RefSeq lists its product as uncharacterized. NCBI's taxonomy places the organism in Eukaryota, Fungi, Ascomycota, Eurotiomycetes, Eurotiales, Aspergillaceae. Bases 1 to 2676 code for a protein of 891 amino acids. The record is from RefSeq and is a predicted model, not a curated record. The transcript is spliced from 2 exons.
AUGGAGAUCAUUUCGGCCGAUCAGCCCCGCAGGGGCCGUCGAUCAUCCUUCUCGGAGCACAUCCACCGCGUGUUCAACAAAUCUUCGGAUUCAGGAGCUUUGUUUGACUCCUUGAAGAAGCGACAUAGCAGUGCUUUUGUUCCCCCGGUGCCCUUUCUGGAGCGUGAAGCUCUCGCAAAUGAGGCAACCGGCGACAAUGCUUCCUAUGCCAGGCAAUCCUUGUACGUUGAGACCGGACCCAGUUCGAUCUCUCGUUCCUCCAUGAACUCUUGUCUGCCCUCUACUGGCACACCUGGCUCUAGUCUAUCCAUCGCGCCCGUUGGGACCUCAGAGAAUGGCACUCCAACCCAGCAGAUGACGCCUCUAACAACUAGCCGUCCCAAGGACCGAGACAAUAUCUGCAAAUCACCAACCUUGGAUAAACCCAAGAAGAAAGAAAAGCGUGUUACGAAACGGCUGGAGGCCGAGAGAAAGGAACUUGAGAAACGGCUGCUAGCACUUGAAGAAGCCCAGUCCAAGGCCGACCUCGGAAUAUAUGAGAGAUCAUCCCGCCGUCUGACCAAAAAGCAACCCGUGAGCAACUCAAGCAGAUCUUCCAGUGCCAAUGCAGAACGUCCGAGAUCUUCGAGUAGGCUGUCCUCGAUAUUUCGGCGAUCGCGCCGGAAUUCGACUUCGAGUGACUUGGACUCCCAGUCCCCCGAGUUUAGCCAGCUUAGGAAUGAUACGAACCCACCAUCUCUGCCCUUGACUCUGCCUGAAAGGUUUGGAACGGCUAUCACUCGGGAACUCCAGUCCACGCACGGCACGGCACUGAACUUAUCCGCUUCGAACAGAAUGUCUAAUCCGACACAAAGUCGUUCGACUCGUUCGCUACACGCUGCGGCAAAAUCUGAUGAUCUUCGCGAGAACUGGAGGAUGGCCGAAGCCUGGAAGACAAAGAACGACGGCCGUCAGUCGACUCGUUCGGUUUCAAAGCAGAUUUCCCAAGGCAGUCGGUCUAUAGUUGGGAACGGUGCUCAAACUGGCGAGACAACAGCAGCCACAGCGGCCAGGGGCGAUUUGGACCGCGAGCUAUUCUCCGCAGCUCUGAAACAUGAUAGGAAGAGUGCCCCCGCGACUGAGUUCGUGUCUGAGCGUGUGGCCCGACAUGACCGUUCUAUCCGGGCCAUUAGCAUGCCAGUCCCACGAAGCUUGCCUCAACCCGACCCGCAUCAACCCUAUCCCAAUUCGCCUACACAAGUCACCACAGCACAUCAGUCGCAGGAGCUACUGCCCCCAGAGGCCCCAGAGGAUUCUUCGAGUCCAUCCAGUUCCAGAUCCUAUCUACCGCUCAACCCAUCUCAAACAAACGCCACCGGGAGUUUCGCUCGAAAGGUCCGCGUGGAACAGUCCCCCCGAGCAUACAAGUCAUCUCCUCUCGCACUGAAUCCUGUCAAAACGAAUGAAUCGCCACAGAAAGGCUCCAUGGUCCCAGAAGCAGUGGCAGGGCAAAACAUCAACAGCCCCAUUCAAUCGAAGCCGCCACAAUCUUCCGCCCGGUCUCAUCCCGAGGAUCGGGGAAGAAGCCGACUGCCUGUGGCCGCUUCGAGUGGCCCUCGGCAGACGUCAAGUCGUUUCAUGGAAAACUUCCAUGAAACUUCACAAGAGAAUAAGGCUCCAGAGGUUCCUAUCAAAAGUGAGAGGCGGAGUCAAGAGAAUUGGAGAAUCAAAACCCCGUCAGAUGAAUCGCUGGGGGAAAUUCCAGUGUCUCCUUUCCAGCCGGCCGUCAGAUCCCCGUUCCACACUGGAAGCGUUUCGCCCGGUGGACGUAACAGACGGAUGUCCAGAGACAUGUCGGAUGGAAAUUCUGCUGUUUCUGCAAGGUCUCCCCGACGAGCGUCUCGCGCUUCCAAUGAACUCCCGGGUAAUAUCCUUGCAGGUGGGGGACCCGGAGCGUUCGUACCAGGGCAUAGCCACGCCCCUUCACACGCCUCCUCCCACGAUGGGCACUCAAACCAUGAUAACGAUGGGCACUCCAACUAUGAUACCGCUGACGAAGACACCCCAGAGUCUCCUGAGCUUAGAGAAAACUCGCUGACUCGGGUGAAUACCAGUCCUUUGAUCCCACCCAUUGAGGCGCCCGCUGCUCAGCAGCCUCCAGUCAGUCAAACCAUGCAAAACAAUAUUUCGCCUGGCAUCCAGCCUAAUAUUCAACGUGACACUCAGCCAAGCACCCACUCUGACAUUUUGGCCGGCAACCAGCCGGGAAUCAGCCCUGGCAGCCCCCAAACCCGCCCAGCCCCCAUGAGCAUCCUACAGCGAAGAUCCGAAAAAGCGAAAGAAAACCGGCCACCACCAAUUUCCAAGCUCUUCGUCAUCUGCUGUCGGUGCAAGUACUGGCACGACCUACCAUCCGAAGUGUAUGCACGCCUCGCCUGCCCGGAGCGCCUCGGUCCAGAGUCCAAACUGAGCAGAGCCCUCUCCAAAAAACGGAACGGCAGCGGCUCCCGCAAGCUGACAGGCUCGCGGCCCCUAUCCUUCGGCUAUUCUGCUUCCCGUGCCCAGGACACGCCUGAUCUGCACCCUGCACCACUUCUGCCUCGCAAGGUGACCUGCUGCUGGUGUGGACAUAACAUGAGCCGGUCUUGCUGUGAGGGCUGGACUACCGUUGUGGAGAUGCGCGAGCGUCAUCAUUGA